CUAGCGCGCUCUGACGGAGGCGUCGCGUUCGAUCCUCACAAUGCAGUGAAAUCACUCUGCUCUCCUCUGCUUCCUUCUAUAAAUCUAAUAGAAUAACUCCGUCAAGAAGCAACGAGCAUAGAACAAUUCAACAGAGGAAGAAUCAGGCAGGGAGCUCUCCCAUUCGCAUCCCAGGCCAACCUCAACCCCAAUCCAAUCCGUUGCAGGUCGCAGGAUGGCUCCGCGUGAGCACCACCAGCCCCAGGAGGAGGAGGAGGAGGACACCGCAGGCGUCGUCAAGCUCAUCAGCGCCGAGGGCUUCGAAUUCGUCGUCGACAAGAAGGCCGCCAUGGUCUCCAACACCCUACGCAACAUGCUCACAUCGCCAGGCGGUUUCUCCGAGACGCGCCAGGGCGAGGUUCGCUUCCCGGAGAUCCCCACCAAUAUCCUCGAGAAGAUCUGCCAGUACUUCUAUUGGUCGCUCCAUUAUUCCAGUGGCAAGGAAACAGCAGAGUUUCUGAUCGAACCCGAGAUCACCCUGGAGCUGAUGAUGGCCGCAAACUACCUGGACACUUGAUGAGGAGCCUGAGGGAUCUAACCCUAGGAACCGUUUGGUUGUGAAAUUUGAAAAGGUAAUGUAAACGUUAUCCGAUAACACUGUAAAUUUUAAAAAGUAAGCUAUUACUUGGAUUGUUUGGUUCAGCGUAAGAGAUUAUGUUGUGGCUUAAACAAACACGCUCCAACGUAAUCAGUUACUGUUGUAAUCAAAUCACCUUACAUUCUACUGAACCAAACAGCACCAUAGUGUCUUAUGAAAUAUGAAAGAACGAAGCAAUGGUUACUAGUGAU
Molecule: messenger RNA, 828 nt
Organism: Zea mays
Lineage: Eukaryota; Viridiplantae; Streptophyta; Magnoliopsida; Poales; Poaceae
Exons: 3
Coding region: 215-556 (113 amino acids)
Biological process (GO): ubiquitin-dependent protein catabolic process
Source: RefSeq, marked validated